Messenger RNA from Funneliformis caledonium, 1259 nucleotides. The record is from the annotation of a GenBank genome assembly. NCBI's taxonomy places the organism in Eukaryota, Fungi, Glomeromycota, Glomeromycetes, Glomerales, Glomeraceae.
AUGACAUAUUUAAAGUGUUUGAAUAAAGAAUCGAUCAGGAGAAUUCAAGAUAUUGAGGCAUUCACUGUAGAUUUGUCUGACGAGACGCCAAUGUUUAAUUACCCGGAAUUUUUGAAAGAUUUGGUUGUUGAUACAAGGUUUGAUGUUUAUGUUUGUACUACCGAAACAAGAUAUGGAAGGACGCAGCAUUAUCAAGAGCAUGAUAUAAUAUUCUCAGAACUGGCAAGAUUAUUAUGUAGAAGGUCAAUCAAAUUACGAUCAUUAUCAAUUUCCCCAUGUAAGAUGUUAAAAUACUUUGUAACAUUGUUGAUAGAUAAUGAGAAUUUAAGUCAAAUUAAAAAAUUUACGUUUGAUGGAAAAUUUAUUAAAGAUAUCACUCCCCUUUAUAAGAAUCGUGACUUCAUAGACGCCUUGUCAAAAGUAUCACAAGAAAUCAUUCAUGUACGAAUUAGAAAUAUUUAUGACCAUUUAUCAGGAGAUUCCUUAGUAACUCUCUUAAAUUCGCAAAAAAAUUUACGUUUGUUGGACUUGGAAUGUCCUGUAACACAAAACGUAAUAUAUUUCGAACCGAUAUUUUCCAAAUUGAAAUCACCUCAACCAUUAGCUAGUUUAUUAUUUGAAAAUAUUAAUUUUAGUUUCUCAACCAAACAAUCGCUCAAUUCUCUAGCCAAGCUAACACAGAAUUUAAAGAUAUUUAGAAUAAUAGAAUGUGCGAAUUGUACUUUACUGUGUGAAGUAAUGGGAUUAUGGAACAAUUUAGUAGAAUUCACUUAUCACACUCAUAAAUUUAAUGAUGAUUUAGAAUUUUUAUUAACCAUGCUGAAAUUGUCUUCGAAUUCUCUUAGGCGUUUGGAUAUUUUUUGGAUCAGAGAGGAUGGGAGGUUCUUAAUAGAAAAAUCCAGAAUAAUUAAGUGCAUUACUGAAUAUUGUGCUCAACUCAUUUCACUUAAAUUACGUAGGUUACAUUGUGAAGAUUUAUUUUCGCUUUGGCAUAGUUGUAAGCAGUUGGAAUCAUUUAGUUUUAUUUGUUGUGAAGAUAGUGAUUGGAAUGAAUGUUUAGAAGAAUUGGGAAAAGUUUUGCCUUAUACUAUCAAAGUAUUGAAAAUCGGGAAUUGGAAUAGUUUGCCUUUUGACUCUGUUGCUUUGGGGAGUUUUUUGAGAGGCUGUAAAAAUAGUUUGAAAAAAUUGGAAAUGUAUUGUAUUAGAAAAGUAAGUGAAAACGCCGAAUAUUUAAGUGUAUUAAACAGUAGUGGUGUUCA